AUGGCCAGCUUUCACCAGAGACUGCCCUUUCUGGCUUCAGUUGAGAUCUUGUCCGUGUUGCCGGCAUCCUCACUGCGAAAUGUGAGGUCCACGUCGAAAACCGUGAGAGCAAUGAUGGAGUCAACGGUUUUCCAGGAGGCCGUGCGAUUACGCCCCAAGGAGCUCGUGGUUGUGAGAGCGGGCACUGGCAAGAAAAUGGUCCAGCAGGCUAGAAAUCUGAUCAACGCUUUCAUGACUCCUUCAUGCCCCAUGCAGUCCGUACGCUUGGAGUUGGAGAAGUUGGAGGAAGGCGACAAGAAAUCAAUGUCCUUUGAGAGCCCCUACUACAAGUUCCUGCAGCUCCGAGAGGGUGGUGAGCAGGCCCAUGCAGUGCCCUUUGAACACGACCUUCAACUCAAUGGCUUGGACCCGAAGGAUGCCAAAGGCCCUUUGCGGAAGGCCUGGUGGGCCUCGGUGCGCAGCGUCCUGGACGCCAGGCCAAUCCCGGCCUCAGCGCGCGUCUUGCUUCUUGGAGAGAGACGCUUGGGAGGAAGGAGCGCGUAUUCCCUGGCCAUGGCUUUGGUUUGGACUGGCAAGGACUACGGCGUGCUGAAGUGCCACUUGGACCCCGCUUAUUUGGACUGCUCCAUUGUCUGCGGCGGCGGCAUCAAGGAGAGAGCUGUGAGAGCAGCUCUGGAAAAACUCGAAAAGUCGAAGGCGAGCAGCUUCAAAGCUUUCCUGGCAGCUUUUGAGACUGCCCUGGACAGGAUGAUGAAAUGCCGUUCUUGGGCCGAUGAGUGGAGUUACCCGCCCCUGGAAGAUGAGGAAGAUGAGGAUCGCAUAGACGACUACUAUCAGGACGAAGAGAUCUUAGAGAGUUAUUUUCGUGCGCUUGACGAGCCAGAUUUGGGCUCAUGGCGCUUUGGGAAGUGA
This is a messenger RNA of Symbiodinium natans, 912 nucleotides long. Lineage: Eukaryota; Dinophyceae; Suessiales; Symbiodiniaceae. The record is from the annotation of a GenBank genome assembly.